UUUUACUCGAAUGGAGCGUUUGGUGAAGUAAAACUAGUGGUUGACCCUCGGAAUCCCAUGUGCUGCGUGGCAUUGAAGUGCAUAGAUUUGAGGAAGUUCCAGAACAAUAGCGAAGCAUAUUUACAACGACUUCUUUCCUCGAAAGAGUGCGAUAACAUGAUUCGCUACAUUGGAAUGCGUUUAAACGAACUUCAAAUAUAUUUGGAAUAUGCAGACGGUGGAGAGCUCUUUGAUCAAAUAGAGCCUGACGUUGGAAUGCCACCUGUAAAGGCGCAGUUCUAUUUCCGUCAAUUGCUCAAUGGUCUAAAGCACAUUCACAGCAUGGGUGUAGUACAUAGAGACAUCAAGCCCGAAAACCUACUCCUUACCGGUCAAGAUGUUCUGAAAAUAUCAGACUUUGGCAUGGCUACUGUCUUCCGACAUAGUGAUCGGGAGAGGAUGCUGAACGCUACAUGCGGUACCCUACCAUACGCUUCCCCACAAGUUAUAAAGGGGCUGUACAAAGCAGAACCUGUGGAUAUUUGGUCGUCUGGCGUAGUUCUCGUGGCCAUGCUAGCUGGUGAGCUUCCCUGGGAUUCAGCGUCCAGGCAUUAUUUCUUUUCACUAUCUCUAUUAAUAACCUCUUUUUCAGCAUUAAUUCGUGCUAUUCUAACGGAGAACGAGAACACUCGCGCUACUUUGCAGCGAAUCAUGGAGCAUCCAUGGACUAAUGCGAACUUUGGUAAGUAUUGUCUUCAAGAAAUUCCAACUAUGAGUUUAGAACUUCAUAUACUCGUUUUAAAUAUCGUCAUUCAGGCGCUACUAAGGAGAGCUCAGUUAGUGUCCCAGCUAUCAAAAGAAAACGGUUAUCUGCCGAUAGGAGCGAGUGGUUAG
Haemonchus placei is the source of this 873-nucleotide messenger RNA. The record is from the annotation of a GenBank genome assembly. NCBI's taxonomy places the organism in Eukaryota, Metazoa, Nematoda, Chromadorea, Rhabditida, Trichostrongylidae.